CUCAGGACACCUGCCUUGGCCCCACCAUGUUUGUGGCAUCAACCAACUCAGCUGUGCCCAGGCCCCUCUCUGCACCCAGCCUGCCCGGCAACAGCAGCCAGGAGAAGCCACUGGAUGCCCGGGACCCGCUGCUGGCCCAGGUAGAGCUGGCCCUGCUCUCCACAGUCUUUGUGGCCGUGGCCCUGAGCAAUGGCCUGGUGCUGGGGGCCCUGGCACGACGGGGACGGCGGGGCCGCUGGGCACCUAUGCACGUCUUCAUCGGCCACUUGUGCCUGGCCGACCUGGCUGUGGCUCUUUUCCAAGUGCUGCCUCAGCUGGCCUGGGACGCCACUGACCGUUUCCGUGGGCCUGAUGCCCUGUGUCGGGCCGUCAAGUACUUGCAGAUGGUGGGUAUGUACGCCUCUUCCUACAUGAUCCUGGCCAUGACACUGGACCGCCACCGCGCCAUUUGCCGUCCCAUGCUUGCAUACCGCCACGGAGGUGGGGCUCACUGGAACCGGCCAGUGCUGGUGGCCUGGGCCUUCUCUCUCCUUUUCAGCCUGCCCCAGCUCUUUAUCUUUGCCCAGCGUGAAGUGAAAGAUGGGGUCCUCGACUGCUGGGCCUGCUUUGCAGAACCCUGGGGACUUCGUGCCUAUGUCACCUGGAUUGCCCUGAUGGUGUUCGUGGCACCUGCCCUGGGUAUUGCUGCCUGUCAAGUGCUCAUCUUCCGGGAGAUUCAUGCCAGUCUAGUGCCAGGGCGAUCAGAGAGGGCUAGUGGCCGCUGUGGGGGGCGCUGGACAGGCACUCCCAGCGAAGGAGCCCGGGUGUCGGCUGCCAUGGCCAAGACCGUAAGGAUGACACUGGUGAUUGUGAUCGUCUAUGUGCUGUGCUGGGCGCCCUUCUUCCUUGUGCAGCUGUGGGCAGCGUGGGAUCCAGAAGCACCUCGGGAAGGGCCACCUUUCGUGCUGCUCAUGCUACUGGCCAGCCUCAACAGCUGCACCAACCCCUGGAUCUAUGCCUCCUUCAGCAGCAGUGUCUCCUCGGAGCUACGCAGUCUGCUCUGCUGUGCCCGGAGGCACAGCCCGCCCAGUCUGGGGCCUCAGGAGGAGUCUUGUGCCACUGCCAGUUCCUCCCUGGCCAAGGACAUAUCUUCCUAAGGGGCUAGCAGGCACCUUCCUUCCAGAGGCACCAUGAAACUCAGCUGCCU
Molecule: messenger RNA, 1186 nt
Organism: Otolemur garnettii (small-eared galago)
Lineage: Eukaryota; Metazoa; Chordata; Mammalia; Primates; Galagidae
Gene: AVPR2
Product: arginine vasopressin receptor 2
Exons: 3
Coding region: 27-1136 (369 amino acids)
Biological process (GO): regulation of systemic arterial blood pressure by vasopressin; G protein-coupled receptor signaling pathway; positive regulation of vasoconstriction
Cellular component (GO): membrane
Molecular function (GO): vasopressin receptor activity; peptide binding
Source: RefSeq, a predicted model, not a curated record